Colletotrichum spaethianum is the source of this 1206-nucleotide messenger RNA. RefSeq names its product beta-cyclopiazonate dehydrogenase. The record is from RefSeq and is a predicted model, not a curated record. NCBI's taxonomy places the organism in Eukaryota, Fungi, Ascomycota, Sordariomycetes, Glomerellales, Glomerellaceae. Bases 1 to 1206 code for a protein of 401 amino acids. The transcript is spliced from 3 exons.
AUGCGUAGCAACAGGAUGCGUACAGGCCUCGGCUUUGUGGCUACGCUCUUGGCCCGAGGGCUUGUCGCUGGCGAGAACUGCUGCAACCAGACCGUUUCUCGGGACGUCGUUGUCGUUGGCGGUGGUGCGUCUGGUGCUCAUGCCGCCGUUUGGUUGCGCGAUCAUGGCCACAGUGUAAUCGUUGUGGAAAAGGCCAGCCAACUCCUCAAGGGUGGUCACACGGCCUUCUACCAUGAUCCUGUCACGAACAAGUCAAUCAACGUCGGCGUUCAGGCGUGGAUGGAAUACAAGGACACUUUUGACUUUCCAAAGCGCAUGAACGUAUCGACAAGCGGGUCUAUGCAAUUCACCACUCUCAACUACAAUUAUGUCGAUUUCAAGACAGGACAACCGGUCAAAGACUGGGUGGCUCCCGCGUCUGAUGCCAUGUACCCAGCCCUACAGAGAUAUUUGAAUGUUCUCGAGAAGUACGAGAACAUCACUCUUCCCGGUUUCGGGAACUUCCCCGAGGCAGGGUCCAUCCCGGAGGACCUGAUCAUGCCGUUCGGUGACUUCGUCGAGAAGUACGACAUUGCAGCCGCCGUCCCCCAGAUAUGGGAUUCCACCGCAAUGGGCCUCGGCGACACCAUGGACGUACCCACCAUCUUCGUGACGCAGGCAUCCGGAGUCCCGAUGGUUCGCGCUCUGCUAGGCACUGCCGCGGCAGCCACGCCUGCCUCGGGACGUCUGUAUGAGUUGUACGAGAGCGUUGCCAAGUUCCUGGGCGAUGACGUCCUCUACUCAAGCACCGUUGAUUCGACCACCCAACGCGACGAUGAGGGAGUUGCGCUGAAAGUGCAAGGUGCGGACGGCAAAUUGACCUGCAUCGACGCCAAGCGCCUUCUUGUUGCCUUUGAGCCCACCACCGAAAGCCUGGCACCGUUCGAGACGGAUGAUACGGAGGAACAAGUCUUUGACAAGUUCGGUUUUGCUACCGUCUACGCUGGAAUCCUCCGCCAUCCGUCACUGCAGAUCAGCGCUGCCUACUCGAACAGGUCGCCCGCCCCUGGUUCCAGCAACUACACCGUCUUCCCACUGGCGUCGCAAAGUGCCCUUCAGGGCCAUCGCUCGACUUGGUAUACGGGUGCUGCUUUCUCUGCGGGUUUCUCGACUGUCUUGUGGGAGCACAAUAACGUGUUGUUGCCUAGAAUGGUCAAUGGCAUCUAG